Messenger RNA from Exophiala bonariae, 3177 nucleotides. RefSeq lists its product as uncharacterized. The coding region runs from base 1 to 3177 and encodes 1058 amino acids. NCBI's taxonomy places the organism in Eukaryota, Fungi, Ascomycota, Eurotiomycetes, Chaetothyriales, Herpotrichiellaceae. The transcript has 4 exons. The record is from RefSeq and is a predicted model, not a curated record.
AUGGUACCUUCUCUGGAGCCUGUCUUUCUCAUGCGCGAAUACCUCCAUCCCGAUAUAGCCGACCUUGGCCAGACAACCUCCGGUGCUCGAAUAAUCGUCAACGUGACAAGCGGCUUCAUCAAGUUCGACAAUUCCGACAUUGAAGCCGAAGUUCUACCUCCCGGCGGAGACUGGCCCUUGAUCGAUCUCAAGGCGGAGUGCGUGUACGUCAACGCUCGAGCUCGCGCCAAGACAGAUCAGGGGGAACUGUCCUUGAAAUACAAAGGGGUCAUCAACUUCGACGAAGCCGCCCGGAGGCUGCUUGACGAAUCGGGCCCAGGGCCGAUAGCAUCGAAUUUUGGGGACACUGUUUGGUUCACCAAGCUUGACAUUGUGACCACAGACGAAAGGUUGAAAUGGUUGGAGACCGCAUUCCUGGUGGGACAAGGACGGUGGCACCUCGACGACGAGGGCAUGGCCGCGGAGUUUCUCAUUGUCGCCACCGCCGACGGGACAGGACCAACCGUCGACAAUACCAAAGUUGUGAUCGUUGUCGAAAAGCUCGCCGUGGUUGCGACGCAGCCACCCGAGGCUCUGCCACGACGUCUAGGAGAGGGAGGAAAUAUCAGAGCUUCACAUUUAGAGAGCUUUGGCACUGGGACAAAUGUCAAUGACGCCGACUCAAAUCUGGGUCUGGAGGCUCUUCCGAGUUCAGUUUAUGGCCUGCCUUUGACGAUUGAUUAUCAACUUGGGUCGCUUUGGCUACCAGAUCUACUUGAGGAAGCCAACGUGUAUUCUUAUGGAUUCGUUUCGCCACGGGAAAAUGGCCAGGAUGGUCGCCUUGGAGGACAAUCUCAAAGCCUGGAAUCGAAGGGAUUGCGCAAUAACCCAGCGGUCUGGCUUGAGUCUGCUAAUGUUCCCACGGGACAUGAAGAUUUGGACCAUGACCAAGGUGUGCAAGCGUUCUACGAUAAUCAAUUAUACCCAUCACGACAGUUUGACGCUGGGUCCCCGAUAUCUUUGAUCGAAGCAAUUUCAUUGAAGGCGCAGAAUGACGUGCUCGAGAUUGGGAACUACCACACUGAGGAGCAAGGUCCCGUUUUAGGAUCGUCCACGAAUGCCUCUUCAACCACAAGUCGCAACGCGGAUGUGCAUCGACCGACAGAGCAGCUCUGGCCGACGAUCAGUAUGCAAGAACAUCUACUUGCAGAAAGAUCGAACAAGAUCACAAUCUCGGACGACUUGCUGACGAUCUAUCACGAGAGCUUGGAGAAUGCGCUGCAAUGUUGGAUCGACAGGGGAACUUGUCCCUAUAGACUCGAGACAGACAUUGAGUGCCCUUCUCACGUUGUAAAUGAACAAGAAAGAUCAAGUUCGAUUUCAACGUCACUUUACGACCAAGUUCACAAGCUUGAUGCCGCAUUUUCCGGGAGAAGGCGGAGACCGCUGACCGGAGCAGAAGAUUCUGGCUCUUCUAAGGUUUUGAAACUAGCUGUCAUGGCUUUUGCCAGCCAGUGGUCCCAUGAGUCACAGUCCUCGUCGACAAGUUCAACCUGGGCUUUCACCUGCGAGCACCCUACCGUCGAAUCACGGUCAAAAUCUGACUUCGAGGCUGCUGGUGCACAGGAAUUUGGGCGUUUACUGCGACUAAGUGUCUGGCAUGAAUCCCAAAGAUGUCUCGGCCGAUGGAAACACUGCGGCUCUUUUCGGGUCAUUCUUGCAUCGAUCGUUUUGUUUUGCACCCAGCCGCCACUAGAUGAAGAUGAGUGGACCGACCUUCCCGAGGGCCGUCUCGACCCCUCCACUGCGCACGAUCUGAGAUUCAGAGAAGCGAUACAUCCGAGAGUGGGCGACUUCAAUGGUCAGUUGACUUCACGUGCACCCUCAAGUAGUGCUCCAGCCCAAGAUUUUGCCAACAUGGCUUUUCCCGACCUUCCACGGUACUCUUCUUCGUUCUGUGGCCAUGAAGUCUUGCAUGACCUCGAGAUAGCCCUCGGCCACCUUUCAAAUUGGCGAAGGUCCAUAAAACCUUCCUCUCAGAUAGGAAGCCUUCACAGCACCUCGUCAGGAUCAAGAUGUCUCGCCGACUUUAACCUACUUUUCUGGCUGGGCGUCAUGUGCGACACGACAUCCGCAGUCAUCAAUCAGCGAGCCUUGGUCAUGCCCGAUACGGAGACGGGUAUGGCCUUUUGCAGCCUGGAAAUAUCAGAUUUGGACCCUACCACUUUCGGAGCCUUACGGUUGAGCACAGAAAUAAACCAACACCGAUCCCAUCCUGAAUUAAGGACCUACUCAGUUGACAUUUGGGGCUCUUAUCUACUGGACGUCGAUAGACUGUGGAGGGACGACCUAACCAAAACGUCGGAACCGACGACAUCGCAACUCACUUCCAAAAUGCUCCAGCGGGCCGUACCUCUUAAACUACUAUUCUGGCGCAAAGUGAGCAGAUUACAGUCCAUGCUCCCCUCCCUAGAACGGCAGCCGACUUCUCCUAAACCUACGGAGAUCGAGAACGCCAUAAAAGAAGCGCUCGCCGUGCACCAGUACUGGACUGUGAACUACAGUGGAUUCUUCACAUCCUGCAUAGCUAACCACUCAGACCUGCCGUUCCAACUUCAAUCCUGGUAUCUCGUGCUGGUCCUGGGAUGGAACAUGGCCUGUCUGAUUCUUGCGCAGUGCAUCGAGGUGGUCGACAGUAAUGCAAUGUCUGAAAGACUGGGACAGAGCCUUCGUACCUCCUCAGCUAUGACGUGUGAGUUGAGGAAGUCAGGCGUGUACGCUAUUUCUGAGGCGGCGAAGGUUUCGUGCUAUCCACCAUCAUUAGCGAUCGACGAGAGCGCAAGAUUGACUCCCGGUAUGUGUAGCACCAGAUCGUCUCAUCCAGUACUCCUCAGCCAAAGUGCACUCCUCGCCGACCCACACACCGAGAAGGUCAUCAAGGCGCUUGAGAUGGCAGCCGAGACUCUUCUGGAUUGGCUGCGACAGUGGCGAGGGCCAAUGUUAAAUGACAACGCGCCACAUUUGUCCUGGCUGUACAACAACACCAGCAGUGACGAGAUUUCCCGGCAUUUUGUCAGCUGCAUUAACGCUCUUGAUCUCAUGAAAUGCAAGUCCGACGUUUCGAGGUUGACUGCCAGGCACUUGAUGGUACGAUACAGGCUGGUGAGUGCUGCGACGAAUGGACCUAUGUUUCCUUGA